Neurospora tetrasperma FGSC 2508 is the source of this 1686-nucleotide messenger RNA. RefSeq lists its product as uncharacterized. Gene Ontology annotation, cellular component: membrane. The record is from RefSeq and is a predicted model, not a curated record. NCBI's taxonomy places the organism in Eukaryota, Fungi, Ascomycota, Sordariomycetes, Sordariales, Sordariaceae. Gene Ontology annotation, biological process: G protein-coupled receptor signaling pathway; cell surface receptor signaling pathway. Bases 1 to 1686 code for a protein of 561 amino acids. The transcript has 4 exons. Gene Ontology annotation, molecular function: G protein-coupled receptor activity.
AUGGCCAACGCGACGAACCCUUGUCCUGCGCCCUUUCUGAGCGAGGCGCUUUUUAACGAUGGGGGGUUUGUGGAUGGAAGGUUAUGUCAGGAGGUAGGCAAAGGGCUUAGGUGCUGCCUGCCUUGCCCCAUGACCGAUUGGGCCUAUCCCGACGAAUUCAAUACCCUGGGAGAGGUGGCACAAUGGGUCGCAGUUGCUGGCACUGCCUGUUGUGUCUUUCUUCUAUUGUCCUGGAUCAUUCUGCCCGUCGAAAAGACUCACAGACAUUACUUGAGUCUGUGCUUGACCACGGCAGUUUUGUUUAUGAAUCUCGGUUUCGUGAUACCUCUUGCCGCUCAGCCAGAUGAAUGCUACGAUGCGAUCACGCCCAAUUCGAUGCAAACCAACUCACCUUGCGCAGUAUCUGGCGCAUUCUUGAUCUUUGGAGGUUGGGGAGGAGUGAUGUGGGUGUUUUUGCGCUCCCUAUCAUUGCAUCUGCAAAUCUGUUGGCAGGUUGUUGUCGGACGUAACUUUAUGUGGUUCUCCCAAGCUACCGGCUGGGGAAUUCCCAUUAUCGGCAUCAUCAUGGCCCUUGUUUUUAGUGGCGUUUCUUUCCGCUUUGGGUCGACGUGUCAUAUCAACCACGAGAACAGCUUGGCUGACCUUUGGGUCCCUUUGCUGAUCUUUGCCGGACUCACCAUCUUCAUUCAGUUUGCGACGUUUGGUUAUUGCAUCAAGGUCUACCUUGCAUCGCUUGCCGACAACAGCGCCUCCACCGAAAACUCGAACUUGCCUUCCUACACCAACAGCAUCCGAACCAUGACGCCCAAACAGGCAUACAGACGUGUACGCCGAGUCAUCCAGCUUCAAUGGAGGGGGAUUGCGAUUGUUCUGAUUAUCGUUACCGACGUCGUCCUUUUCUCAGUCGUCUUUGUUUUCCAGGACAACACGGUGGAGGCCGUUAGGAGAGACCCGAGCACUGCCCUGGAAUGGGUUGCGUGCCUUGCGAUGAUGGCUGGUGACAAGCACAAGUGCUUGGACAAGGCCGGUCCACUGGUGGUCGACAUGCCCACUGUUGGCGCAGUUCUACUGCUUCUCUCGAUAAACGGCUUGUGGCUUUUGCUCCUCCUCGGUCGAUGGUCGAUGGUGACGGGAUGGCGCGACCUCCUAAUGACGGUUCCUCAGCGGAACAAGCGAGAAUUCGUCUCCGUCGACGCACGGAUGGACGAUCUCAAGAAAGACACACGUUCGUACGAGAUGCUGUCCCGGGAAAACUCCGGGAAAAAAAUGGACGACUCAGUAACACCCUCCGUAGUGACUCCGAUUUCGCCCACGUACAGCGCGUACAACACGUACAGCAUGAGGUCGCCCAUCAAUGGCAGCGGCGGCGACGGCGGCUACCGAAGCCCUUCGCUGUCCAGGAAUAAUGCCCCUGGUGAGGGCACAACUUCGCCGGGGCCUCGCAACUACCACGACUCCGGCAACCGCUCAGGUCGCCGAACCCCCGAUUACUUCGGCAGCACAGCACGCUACCACGUGCCAACAAGGUCUUUUUCGAGCCCUCGCCCACCACGGUCACCGCCACCAACGGUAACAUGGGACGCAAGAGAUACAUACGCUAGAGCUUCUCCGCUGCCGGAGGAAAGCCCGUAUGGGCAGGUACAAGGAGCGUAUGGUCAACAACCUAUGGGAAUGAACAGGAUAUGA